This is a messenger RNA of Medicago truncatula (barrel medic), 885 nucleotides long. RefSeq lists its product as uncharacterized. NCBI's taxonomy places the organism in Eukaryota, Viridiplantae, Streptophyta, Magnoliopsida, Fabales, Fabaceae. The transcript has a single exon. The record is from RefSeq and is a predicted model, not a curated record. Bases 1 to 885 code for a protein of 294 amino acids.
AUGGAUCCUUUUGAUUUGGAAGCCUACUUCCAAAAACGUGAUGCUGAAGACACGUAUAUGGUCAACCGAUUUAUUCAGCGUCGAAAACAAAUAGAGGAAGGUAGUGGAUCUCGUAGUAGAAAAUAUUUAAAUAGAGAUCAUGCAGGGGCAAACCAAAGACUCAUUGCCGACUACUUUGCCAAUGAGCCUACAUAUGACGAUGCAAUGUUUCGUCGUCGGUACCGGAUGCAAAAACAUGUCUUCCUUCGAAUCGUUGGAGACCUUUCAAGUAGUGAUAACUACUUCACCCAGCGAGUUGAUGCCGCCAACAAAGAAGGUAUAUCACCGUUAGCAAAAUGUACCACAGCAAUGCGAAUGUUAGCAUAUGGUGUGGCAGCAGAUGCGGUAGAUGAAUACAUCAAAAUAGGAGGUACUACAGCAUUGGAGUGCUUACGUAGAUUCUGUAAAGGAAUCAUACGACUGUAUGAGCAAGUGUAUCUGAGAGCACCAACCCAAGAUGACCUUCAAAGAAUACUACAUGUUAGUGAAAUGCGGGGGUUCCCAGGGAUGAUCGGGAGUAUUGACUGCAUGCACUGGGAGUGGAAAAAUUGUCCUAAAGCAUGGGAAGGUCAAUUCACCAGGGGGGAUAAGGGAACCACCACAGUUAUUCUUGAAGCAGUUGCCUCUCAUGAUCUAUGGAUCUGGCAUGCCUUUUUUGGAUGUCCGGGAACGUUGAACGAUAUAAACGUUCUAGACCGGUCACCAGUGUUCGAUGAUGUGGAACAGGGAAAGACUCCAAGGGUGAAUUACUUUGUGAAUCAACGUCCCUAUAAUAUGACAUACUAUCUAGCUGAUGGUAUCUACCCUUCUUACCCAACUUUCGUCAAAUCAAUUAGGCUUCCUUAA